This is a messenger RNA of Sardina pilchardus (European sardine), 995 nucleotides long. RefSeq lists its product as uncharacterized. Gene Ontology annotation, molecular function: structural constituent of chromatin; DNA binding; protein heterodimerization activity. NCBI's taxonomy places the organism in Eukaryota, Metazoa, Chordata, Actinopteri, Clupeiformes, Clupeidae. Gene Ontology annotation, biological process: nucleosome assembly. Bases 22 to 975 code for a protein of 317 amino acids. The transcript is spliced from 3 exons. Gene Ontology annotation, cellular component: nucleosome. The record is from RefSeq and is a predicted model, not a curated record.
CAGUCCGAGGAAAUACUCAACAUGUCUGGAAGAGGCAAAGGAGGCAAGGGUCUUGGAAAGGGAGGCGCCAAGCGUCACCGCAAAGUUCUUCGUGAUAACAUCCAGGGAAUCACCAAGCCUGCAAUCAGGCGUCUGGCUCGCCGUGGUGGUGUGAAGCGUAUCUCUGGUCUGAUCUACGAAGAGACCCGUGGUGUGUUGAAGGUUUUCCUGGAGAACGUGAUUCGUGAUGCUGUCACCUACACUGAGCACGCCAAGAGAAAGACCGUGACGGCCAUGGAUGUCGUCUAUGCUCUUAAACGCCAGGGUCGUACUCUGUACGGUUUCGGCGCCAAGCCUGCCCCUAAGAAGGGCUCCAAGAAAGCCGUGACAAAGACCGCCGGGAAGGGAGGUAAGAAACGCAGAAAGUCCAGGAAGGAGAGUUACGCCAUAUACGUGUACAAGGUCCUGAAGCAGGUCCAUCCCGAUACUGGUAUCUCUUCGAAGGCUAUGGGCAUCAUGAACUCCUUUGUGAACGACAUCUUCGAACGCAUCGCUGGCGAGUCUUCCCGUUUGGCUCACUACAACAAGCGUUCCACCAUCUCUUCCAGGGAGAUCCAGACCGCAGUGCGUCUGCUUCUGCCCGGUGAGCUGGCCAAGCACGCUGUGUCUGAGGGAACCAAGGCUAUGUCCGGAAGAGGUAAAGGCGGUAAGGGUCUUGGAAAGGGAGGCGCCAAGCGUCACCGCAAAGUUCUUCGAGAUAACAUCCAGGGUAUCACCAAGCCUGCAAUUAGGCGUUUGGCCCGCCGUGGUGGCGUGAAACGUAUCUCUGGUCUGAUUUACGAAGAGACCCGUGGUGUGUUGAAGGUUUUCCUGGAGAACGUGAUUCGUGAUGCCGUUACAUACACCGAGCACGCCAAGAGAAAGACCGUGACCGCCAUGGACGUCGUCUAUGCGCUGAAACGCCAGGGUCGUACUCUGUACGGUUUUGGUGGUUAAAUAUCGGAUUUUCUCAAUUU